This is a messenger RNA of Sceloporus undulatus (fence lizard), 2201 nucleotides long. RefSeq names its product integrator complex subunit 11 (gene INTS11). The record is from RefSeq and is a predicted model, not a curated record. The coding region runs from base 252 to 2054 and encodes 600 amino acids. The transcript has 18 exons. Gene Ontology annotation, biological process: snRNA processing. NCBI's taxonomy places the organism in Eukaryota, Metazoa, Chordata, Lepidosauria, Squamata, Phrynosomatidae. Gene Ontology annotation, cellular component: nucleus.
GCGAAGUGGACCAAAAAGCAUACAAUAUUAUUAUUAUAUGUCCCUUGCUUAUUUUCAAAACCCUUCCUAUGGCUUUUAAAAGGAUCUAGAACCCAUGGAGCCCUAUGAGGAGAGAGAAGGUUAAGAGGACAGUUUGAAUACUCUUCCACAUGAGACUCUACAGCUGGGCUGCGUUUGGGACGGUCCUAUGGGAUCUCUGAAGCGGGCUCCUUUGCAGUUAUAGACGUUGGAGGCUCCCUCGCUGUUUAGACAUGCCUGAAAUAAAAGUCACUCCUUUAGGUGCCGGCCAAGAUGUUGGUCGGAGCUGCAUCCUUGUGUCCAUUGCAGGGAAGAACGUCAUGUUGGAUUGCGGGAUGCACAUGGGAUACAAUGACGAUAGGCGGUUUCCUGAUUUCUCAUACAUCACUCAGAACGGACGGCUGACCGACUUCCUGGACUGUGUGAUCAUCAGUCAUUUCCAUUUGGACCACUGUGGAGCCCUUCCCUAUUUCAGUGAGAUGGUUGGCUAUGACGGUCCCAUUUACAUGACCCACCCAACCAAGGCCAUCUGCCCAAUCCUCCUGGAAGACUUCAGGAAAAUCACUGUGGACAAAAAAGGCGAGACCAACUUCUUCACCUCCCAAAUGAUUAAAGAUUGUAUGAAGAAAGUGGUGGCUGUCCAUCUUCAUCAAACAGUCCAGGUGGAUGAUGAAUUGGAGAUAAAGGCAUAUUAUGCAGGGCAUGUCCUUGGUGCGGCCAUGUUCCAGAUAAAAGUUGGCUGUGAGUCUGUGGUUUAUACGGGUGACUAUAACAUGACUCCGGACAGGCACUUGGGAGCUGCCUGGAUUGACAAAUGCCGCCCCAACCUGCUUAUUACAGAGUCCACCUAUGCCACGACCAUUAGAGACUCCAAGCGCUGCAGAGAGAGGGACUUCUUAAAGAAAGUGCAUGAAGCCAUCGAACGUGGAGGGAAGGUCCUUAUCCCCGUUUUUGCUCUGGGACGUGCGCAGGAGCUCUGCAUUUUGCUGGAGACUUUCUGGGAGCGCAUGAACUUAAAGGCGCCCAUCUACUUCUCCACGGGCCUGACAGAGAAGGCCAACCACUAUUACAAGCUCUUCAUCACUUGGACCAAUCAGAAGAUCCGGAAGACUUUCGUCCAGAGGAACAUGUUUGAGUUCAAGCACAUCAAGGCCUUUGACAGAGCGUUUGCAGACAACCCAGGACCAAUGGUUGUGUUUGCUACACCAGGGAUGCUUCAUGCGGGGCAAUCCCUCCAGAUCUUCAAGAAAUGGGCUGGUAAUGAGAAGAACAUGGUGAUCAUGCCAGGAUACUGUGUACAAGGAACCGUGGGUCAUAAAAUCUUGGGUGGGCAGCGGAAGUUGGAAAUGGAAGGAAGGCAAAUUUUAGAGGUGAAGAUGCAAGUGGAAUACAUGUCCUUCAGUGCCCACGCUGAUGCCAAAGGGAUCAUGCAGCUCAUCCGCCAAGCGGAGCCACGGAACGUCCUCCUGGUCCACGGUGAGGCAAAAAAGAUGGAGUUCCUGAAGCAAAAGAUCGAGCAGGAAUUCCACAUCAGCUGCCACAUGCCUGCAAAUGGAGAGACAGUGUCCGUUUUCACCAACCCCAACAUCCCCGUGGAUGUUUCACUUGGGCUGCUGAAGAGAGAACUCAGUAUUGGCCCCAUGCCAGAUUCAAAGAAACCAAAGCUCAUGCAUGGAACGCUGAUCAUCAAGGAUAAUAGCUUCCGCUUGGUCUCUCCAGAGCAAGCACUCAAGGAGCUGGGACUGGGAGAGCACCAGCUGAGGUUCACCUGCCGUAUCCACUUCCAAGACCCUCGCAAAGAGCACGAGACGGGACUUCGCGUUUACAACCACCUCAGGAGUGUCCUGAAGGAUUUUUCUGUCCAGCACCUCUCUGACACCUCCAUCAUGGUGGAGUCUAUUCUGAUCCAAGUUACGGUGCAGUCGGAAGAUCCUGCUACCAAACUUCUGCUGGUGUCAUGGACAUACCAGGAUGAAGAAAUGGGUAGCUAUGUGACCUCCCUUCUGAAGAAGGCACUGCCCCAAAUCACAGCAUAAGCCCUGGGCAUCUUUGGAAGAUCUCAGCAGUUACGACUUCAGACAGCAUAAAAGAACACUGUCAAUACCUGCAUAGCUAAAGCAUCUGUGUGUGUAUACAUUUUAUAAAGUAAUAAUACUAAAAAUAAAGAUAUUUUAGUUUCUAAA